AUGGCAGCGAUAACAUCUAAUCCCACAAUAUUCCCAACCGAAAUACUCGCUGAAAUCAUCGCCAACGAGACACUCACCCCUGCAGACCUGCGCCGCUGUCAGCUAGUUUGCAGGCUGUUCCGCGACAUCAUACAACAUUACCCAAGGUGCAACUACAUCCUCCGAAUCGGUCACUACUCUCAACAAACAUGGCGGUUGGUCCGCUGCCUUCUCGCCAACCCAAAAAUCGGCCAGCGCUUUCGGUCGAUAACAAUAGCUUGGGGUCGGCCGCAUUAUAUCAUCACGCCUUCGGGAGCUGAAGAGCUAUUGCGGUGGAGGUGGACGGAGGAAGAGAUGAACCAAAUCAGCGCGUUGGCAGACGAACUUUUAGGCCCACAGAGUCUUCGAGCAGUAUUUGGGGGUGUGGAUUGUGCGAGUCUCAUCCCUCUUCUGUUGUACUACAUGCCAAACUUAGAAUUCAUGGACUUGGGUUAUCCCGAUAAUGGUAUGAGGUUGUCUAGGAACCAUCUUCGUGAACAGCGGGGAAGCAUAGCUAGCAUAAGAUAG
Orbilia oligospora ATCC 24927 is the source of this 546-nucleotide messenger RNA. RefSeq lists its product as uncharacterized. The transcript has a single exon. The coding region runs from base 1 to 546 and encodes 181 amino acids. NCBI's taxonomy places the organism in Eukaryota, Fungi, Ascomycota, Orbiliomycetes, Orbiliales, Orbiliaceae. Gene Ontology annotation, molecular function: protein binding. The record is from RefSeq and is a predicted model, not a curated record.